UUCACUCUUCACUGCAAUUCCCUCCGUCUAAAUCCUCCAUUUCAAUUUUUAUGAAUCAAUCACUCACUUUAAUGCAAACUCAUUAUUAACUGUCUCUAUUGACCCUCCCUUGGUCAAAUUCAUGCAUUUUUUCUGAUACCUUUCAGCCUCCCCCUGCAUAAAUUUCUGGUUCCGCCCCUGGCGUGUAAUCUCUGUUCGACACCAUCCAUUCGCGUUACGUUCUGUUUGUUUGCGAAUGUGAUUUGUGUAAACUAAGUGUGUCGUGUUGUAGAAGAUUGUGCGAUCUUUCAACCUCCUUUAGACAUUGAAAGAAAGAAACGAAAGUUCUGAUUUGAUGGAUGGUUUCGCAGUAGAUGCAGGCGAGAAUGAAGAGGCAGCUGGGAGAGAAGGAAAUGGAGGUUCUCGGAAAGGUUCACAUGUCCGUGCCAAACACAGGCGGUGUAAAAGUGCUACUGACAGGAACUUGGAUAGAGGUGCAGUUUCACCGUCAGUAAAGAAUGACUUCAACGAAUCAUCUCAGGAAUUGCCACCUUCCAGAAGGACUUGUAGAGCAAGGAGUCCCCUUCAUGAAUACUCCAUCAACACUGACAAUGAUACUACAUCAAUUCAUCGGACCUCUUUGGAGAAAGAUAUUGAGAAGCUGCAAUUGCGCUUACAGGAAGAGAAAUCUAUGCGGACAAUGCUUGAGAGGGCAAUGGGCCGAGCUUCAAGUACUUUAUCUCCUGGACACAGACAUUUUGCUGCACAGACAAGAGAAUUGAUAGAGGAGAUUGAGCUCCUUGAGGAAGAGGUUGCAAAUCGUGAGCAGCAUGUUCUCUCCCUCUAUAGAAGCAUUUUUGAACAAUGUGUUAGUAGGCCUCCUUCUGAACAAAGUUCUGUGAUGGCUUCACCGGCUCAUGUAAAGAAUGAACCUAGGAAACACCCAAGUAUAAUUUCAAGCACUUUUUGUUCUUCAAAAAACUUCCCUCUACGACCUUUCCAAGCUCUGGCUUCUAUAAACGACUCAGGCAAAAGAAACUUGCCAUUGCAGUCUAAGACAAGACAUGCUCUGUUGCUUAGUGGCAAAACCAACAUUCAAGUUGAGAAAGUUCGGCCAAACCAUGUUAAGGAACUGCGACCAACUGUGGGCAAAACUUCUAUGCUACGAACUCUGAAAGAUCAUCUCUACCAGUGUCCAAGCCAGUUGUCCGAGGAAAUGGUGAGGUGCAUGGCUUCAGUUUAUUGUUGGUUUUGUAGUUCAGGCUCUACAAAUUCAGAACAAAACCAGGCACCUUUUCUCUUGAGGUCAUCCACCAAAAUUGUAAUUCCUCAAUGCGGUAUCAAUGAGGAUAGGGAUCGGACUUGCAAAUCCAUGGUUGAAGUAUUAUCAAUAUCAGCUGAUAAGAACUUCCCACAUGCAUCUUAUGCUCUGAACAACUACAGAGUGCUUGUUGAACAACUGGAAAGGGUGAGUGUGACUCAGAUGGAAACCAAUGCCAAGAUUGCAUUUUGGAUCAAUACCUACAAUUCUCUCAUCAUGCAUGCGUAUUUAGCAUAUGGUAUACCACACAGCUCUCUGAGAAGGUUAGCCUUGUUUCACAAGGCUGCUUACAACAUCAGUGGCCAGAUUGUAAGUGCAAAUGCAAUAGAGCAGUCAAUCUUCUGCUUUCAUACACCUCGAGUUGGACGGUGGUUGGAGAUUGUCCUGUCAACUGCCAUGAGAAAAAGAUCUGCAGAAGAAAGGCAACGCAUCAAGUCCAAAUUUAGUAUUCAGACUUCCCCGAGUCUUGCUUGCUUUGCCCUUUGUACUGGAGCUUUCUCGGAUCCUGUGCUGAAAGUCUACACGGCUUCAAAUGUUAAAGAGGAACUGGAGGCAGCGAAAAGGGAGUUUCUUCAAGCAAACAUAAUUGUUAAGAAGUCAAAGAAGGUGUUUCUGCCAAAGGUCCUCGAAAGAUUUGCUAAAGAAGCCUCUCUUAGGUCAGAUGAUCUUAUUAACUGGGUUACUGAAAAUGUUGAUAAGAAGCUUAGUGAUUCAAUACAGAAAUGUGUCGAUCGGAAAACCAGCCGUAAGCCAUCACAGGUCAUCGAGUGGUUACCUUAUAAUCCAAGGUUCAGGUAUGUUUUCUCCAAGGAUCUAAUGGAGAAGCAAUGGCGGCUGUGACAAUCUUUAAUGAUUCUUGGGAAGGAAUGUACCUUGGCAUGAACACUCAUUGUUAUGUAUGUGCAAAGGAGACCAUGUUCGUACUUCAUAAUGCCAAAGAUCCUACUUGUAUAUUUACUGUUUCUAUUUGCUGAUUUAGGGUGCA
Molecule: messenger RNA, 2285 nt
Organism: Diospyros lotus (date-plum)
Lineage: Eukaryota; Viridiplantae; Streptophyta; Magnoliopsida; Ericales; Ebenaceae
Exons: 11
Coding region: 335-2140 (601 amino acids)
Source: RefSeq, a predicted model, not a curated record